GUUGUUGACAAAUGCGGCAUUGCUCUCAUAGAAGAGAAGAGAGUCAAAAAGAGUAGGUAGGCCUCCAGAGGAUCAAGGAGGUGGUUCACGUUCACGCAUCCAAGCUGUGGGUCCUUCAGCCGUAGUCAACCGUUAUCAGGUGAGACGAACCCGCCAGGACCAAGGCUGACUGGUUGGCUACGAUUCCAGGAUGAACUUGGGUUUGAAUGCGUCAUCGGGUUCGGGUUCAUCAUCGAGCCACUUGUUUUCGUUGGUGCGUUGUCCUUUGGCGGCCUCUGGGAUUGAGGAAUCGAUUGCGGCUCGUUUUCUGGAUGUGAGUGAGGACCAGCUCGUCACCAUCGGGGCCAAUGUACUCAAGGUGUUUCGCAUUCGGCCCCAGAACCUAACUGACACGGGCCAAUAUGACGACCUCAACCCGCCCAAGAUGCGUUUGGAGUGUAUGGCCACGUGGACCCUGAGCUCGCCCAUUCAAAGCAUUGGGAAGGUGCGAUUCUUGAAUGCACGUCGCGACUCUUUGGUCCUCUCCUUCUUGGACGCCAAGAUCAGCGUCAUCGACUAUGACCCAGAAACCCAUGAUCUCAAGACCGUUUCCCUUCAUAUCUUUGAAGAUCAAGAGGUCCGCAGUGGCUAUGCUAGUAAUCAGAGCAUUCCGUUCAUUCGGGUCGAUCCGGACAGCCGUUGUGCGGCCAUGCUCAUCUACGGCCGCAAGAUCGUCAUUCUGCCCUUCAAACGCGACCUCCUCGUCUCCACCGAGGAUGAAUUGCUCACCGGUGAGCCGCACGCCGGCAAAUCCGCGGCGCCCGUGCUCUCCUCGUACGCUCUAGACUUGAGCACGGUGUUGCCGGCUCACACCGUCGAAAACGUGAUUGACAUUCAGUUUCUUCAUGGCUACAAUCAGCCCACUCUCAUGAUUCUUUAUGAACCACUGAAAACUUGUCCCGGUCGUAUCGCCGUGAGAAAGGACACUUGUCGCUUGGAUGUCGUGACACUCGAUGUGAAAGAGCGCGUGUGCGCCUUCAUCUGGUCCAAGGAGAAUCUACCUUUUGAUUGUCUAAAAGCCAUUCCUGUGCCCAAGCCGAUUGGCGGGACUUUGGUGUUUUCGGUCAAUGCGGUUCACUAUCUUAAUCAAGGCAUUCCCGCCUUUGGCCUCUCCUUGAACUCCAUUGGCGACGCCACCUUGGAGAAUAUUGCCCGCCAAGAGUUGGUCAGUUUGACGUUGGAUUGCGCGCAAGCCGUGUUUAUCACCCCCGAGAGAGCCGUGAUUUCGCUGAGAGGAGGAGAGAUUUAUGUCAUGUCGCUGAUCUUGGAUGGCGGCAUUCGGAGUGUUCGCGGGUUUCAUUUCGAUCGCGCGGCUGCUUCUGUACUCACCACAUGUCUCACAGUCUUGGAGGACCGCUUUCUGUUCCUUGGAUCUCGCUUGGGAAACUCGUUGCUCCUUCAGUUCCGCGAAAAAGAGCUCAAUUCGAUUCCGGAGGCCGUGAUUGAGACCAUUGAGCCGCCGUUGAAGAAGAAACGUACCGAUGGCAAUGAGGAUUGGAUGGCCUCGGAUGUAGGCGAUAUCAAGGAUGUCGAUCUCGAGGUCUAUGGGCGAGAAGACAAAGUCGCGACGAGUCGGGUGAGCUCGUAUAGCUUCGAAGUUUGCGACAGUUUACUGAAUAUCGGGCCUUGCGGGAAUGUGAGUAUGGGUGAUCCAGCGUUUCUCUCCGAAGAGUUCAAUUCGGCCAAGAUGGCCGAUCCCGACGUGGAAUUGGUCACAACCUCCGGGCAUGGCAAGAAUGGAGCACUCUGCGUUCUGCAAAAAACCAUUCGACCUCAAGUGGUCACCACGUUCGAAUUACCGGGUUGUUUGAACAUGUGGACGGUUCACGGAGAUACUGAUCUCGCCAAUGGACACGCCUUCCUGAUCCUAUCUCGAGCUGACUCGACCAUGGUUUUGCAAACAGGGCAAGAAAUCAAUGAAUUGGACAGUUCCGGCUUUUUUACGCAAGGUUCAACGAUUUUCACCGGAAAUAUGGGCAACAAUAAAUACAUUAUUCAGGUCUCUCAAAAUGGAGCGUGGUUGCUCAAAGGAUCGAAACGGGUGCAACAUUUGCCUUUGGAACUGUCCGGACCCAUCGUCAGGGCCAGCUGUGCCGACCCUUAUUUAGUCAUUAUGACAUCCGAAGGUCAAUUGGUCCUCCUCACUCUGGAGACCAAGGUCGGUUCGCCCAAAUUGAGUAUACUCAAGGCGAAUCUCAAGAGCCGGAGUAAGCUCCUCAACAUUUGCGCUUAUAAAGACGUGUCCGGACUUUUCACCACGGAAGCACCUGAGACCGUGGACGAAUCUGGAGCGUCAGUCAAAGCGCCGUCUUCAACCUCUGUUAGUACGGCGCCACCAAUUCCGGAUAUCGAGGAUGAAGACGCGCUCUUGUACGGAGAUGCGGCUCCUACGAAUUUGUUCGCGGGUGACUCAAGAACGGCUUCAUCUAGCAACCCGGACCCGUUGAGUGGAGGAGGGUCAGCUCCAUUCUGGCGGAAGCACAUGAAACCGCACAAAGCCUCGUUUUGGGUGUUCUUGUACAGAGAAGAUGGCCAUCUCGAAAUCCUGACCCUGCCGGAUUUCUCGGUCAAAUACGUAGUACAUCAGUUCUAUCUGGGCCAUGAUGUUCUCGUGGAUGGAACUACGGCCUCUGAGGAAUCAAUUGGCUCCUCGAGUCUCAAAGUAGAGGCCUCGCCCGCCAUCACGGAGAUCCUUAUGGUGGGCCUAGGAGCCCAAGGAUCCAGGCCUGUUUUGUUGGCUCGCUCUCAGGAUCAUGAGCUGCUUUGUUAUGAGGUGUUUCCCUUUUACGAGAAGACCGACAAAGACCAGAUCAAGAUUCGUUUCAAGAAGACGAAGCACGGUCUCAUUCUCCGAGAACGCCGUGGAAAAACUCGGAAAGAGGCCAUGGCCGCUCCCAAAUCCUCAAUGCGGGUAUUCCACGACAUUGCCGGCUACGAAGGCGUGUUCCUGUGCGGGCCCUAUCCCCAUUGGCUCAUGCUGACCUCAAGAGGCGAGCUGAGAACGCAUCCCAUGCCCAUUGAUGGACCCGUCCCGUGCUUUGCCGCCUUUCACAACGUCAAUUGUCCGCAGGGUUUCUUGUACUUCAACAAGAAAGGGGAGCUCAGGAUUUGCGUUCUUCCCACUCAUUUGUCGUAUGAUGCGCCCUGGCCAGUUCGGAAGGUGCCUUUGAGGCUCACCCCUCACUUCAUUACCUAUCAUUUGGAAUCGAAAACAUAUGCUGUGGUUACAUCGUCGUCUGAGCCAACCAAACAGGUGUGGAAGUUCAAUGGCGACGAUAAAGAGUUGGUGGACGAGACCCGAGAUGACCGAUAUCCAUGGCCUAGUAAGGACAUGUUCACUUUGCAGUUGUUUUCUCCCGUGUCUUGGGAACCCAUUCCCAAUACCAAAGAGCUCAUGAACGAAUGGGAGCGAUGCACUUCUCUCAAGCAUCUCUGUCUGUCCUCGGAAGGUCUUCACUCCGGACAGCGAGGCUACAUCGUUUGCGGAACGUCAUACAGUUACGGAGAAGAUGUCACUCCUCGUGGUUAUAUUCGGAUAUACGAUGUCAUCGAAGUCAUCCCUGAGCCUGGACAACCCUUGACCAAGAACAAGAUCAAAACAGUGUACGAUAAAGAGCAGAAGGGUCCUGUGACCUCAAUUACAGCUGUGAACGGGUAUCUAGUGGCCACUGUGGGACAAAAGAUCUACAUAUUCCAAUUCAAGAAUAAAGAUCUGUUUGGCGUAGCCUUCAUCGACUCUCAGAUCUACAUUCACCAAUUGGUCUCCCUCAAAAACUUCAUCCUCGUGGGUGAUGUCAUGAAGUCCGUGGAUCUCUUGCAAUUCCAGCAGGACUACCGAACUCUGGCUGUGAUUUCUCGAGACUCUCAUCCUUUGGAGGUCUAUUCCUGCGAAUACAUUGUCGACAACAAUGUGCUGGCCUUCAUGGUAACGGAUGCGGAUAAGAACAUGGCGAUCUUCAUGUACCAACCCGAUAAUCGGGAGUCACGCGGAGGUCAACAGUUGGUUAGAAAGGCUGAUUUCCAUUUGGGACAGCAUGUGAACACGAUAUUUCGGAUUCGAGCCAAGAUCACGGAUCCUACGACCAGCGGACGUGUGAUCACAGGCUGGGAGAAACGCCAAGUGACCUGGUUUGCCACGCUGGAUGGAGCACUGGGAUAUCUUCUUCCUUGUGCGGAGAAGACGUUCCGACGACUCCAAAUGUUACUCAACGUCCUCAACCAUGCCAUUCCACACCCUGCAGGUCUGAAUCCAAAAGCGUCACGGAUUAUCCGACAACAACGUAAAGAUCUCUUAAAUCCGGCCAAGUCCGUAGUGGAUGGCGAUCUUGUGUUCAAGUUCACGGACAUGUCUCACCCCAUGAAGCACGAUUUUGCCAAGAAGAUUGGAACCAGUGCCCUGGAUCUCAUGGACGACUUGGCCGAGUUGGACCGCAUGGCCGCUCAUUUUUAAGAUAUUUUCGACCUUUGUGCUCAGCAGUAUUUGAAAUAGGCUUAUGGCUGUCUCAUGAUUGGUCGAACCAAUUUUUAAGCCCUUGAUGUUUUAUGAAUAUGUUUCAAGAGUGCUUUGGAGUGGAGGAUGGUGAAAAUUAAAAGAAAUGACUUCAA
Molecule: messenger RNA, 4644 nt
Organism: Tigriopus californicus
Lineage: Eukaryota; Metazoa; Arthropoda; Copepoda; Harpacticoida; Harpacticidae
Gene: CPSF1
Product: cleavage and polyadenylation specificity factor subunit 1-like
Exons: 16
Coding region: 191-4489 (1432 amino acids)
Cellular component (GO): mRNA cleavage and polyadenylation specificity factor complex; nucleus
Molecular function (GO): protein binding; nucleic acid binding
Source: RefSeq, a predicted model, not a curated record